Messenger RNA from Bufo gargarizans (Asiatic toad), 6855 nucleotides. RefSeq names its product nucleoporin 214 (gene NUP214). Bases 316 to 6642 code for a protein of 2108 amino acids. The transcript is spliced from 37 exons. Gene Ontology annotation, biological process: protein import into nucleus; RNA export from nucleus. Gene Ontology annotation, molecular function: protein binding; structural constituent of nuclear pore. Gene Ontology annotation, cellular component: nuclear pore. The record is from RefSeq and is a predicted model, not a curated record. Lineage: Eukaryota; Metazoa; Chordata; Amphibia; Anura; Bufonidae.
CCACCUGCUGGAGGUUUUCGUUAUAACCAGUAUAAACAAUACUGCCACCUGCUGGACACACUAGGGAGGGUUAUGGCCGGAGAAUCUCCCCGAGGCGGGCGAGGCCCCGUACAGCAGCAUCCCGCAGCCCCCUAACCCGGAGCCCCGCUUCUUUCCGCCCGCGCUCACGGUACUCAGCCGCCCUAUAUCGCGGUCGGAGGCGGAGGAGGAGGCCGUCGCCGCCGGGUCGCAGGGCCGAUGACGUAGGCGGUUCGCCACGCGCGCAUUUACUGCGUCACUCCGCGACGUUUUUGGGCGCUAAUUGUGAGAGUCUCAAUGGAGGAUGAUACAGAUGUCCCUCAGGAAAGGGAAACCAAGGAUUUCCAGUUCCGUCAACUGAAAAAGAAACGGAUCUUCCCGGCGCCGCCGGAUCUGCCCAAGGAGCGCUCGAAUCUUCUGGCUGUCUCCAACAAACAUGGCUUCCUGUUUGCAGGCGGUCCGACCGGGCUGAAGAUUUUCCGGACAGAUGAUGUCCUCGUCCCAAUUAACCCAGGGGAGGACCCCAAUAAAAUCGAGGCGGCUCCUCCGGGGAUUGAAGUACCGACGAGGCAUCGGGUGCACCACGUGGCCCUGAGCUCUGACAACCUCACCCUGUCUGUCUGCACGUCGUCCGCUGACUGCGGCUCCUCCAUCGCCUUCUAUGACAUCCGAACGCUUGUGGGCGAGUCCAAGCAGCCGAAGGAAGCCUUCACCUCCCAGCCGCUCUCCAGGGAACCCGGCAGUUUUGUCACAGAUCUAAAGUGGAACCCCGUGGUGUCCAACAUGGUGGCGGUGUGCCUCAGUGACGGCAGCAUCUGUGUGUUCCAGGUCACUGACGCCGUCCUUUUGUAUGCCAGUCUGCCAGCCUCACUGGGCGUGACGUGUGUGUGCUGGAGCCCGAAGGGGAAGCAACUGGCCGUGGGCAAACAGAACGGGACAGUGGUGCAGUACGUCCCGACCCUGGAGGAGAGGAAGGUGAUCCCUUGCCCCCCGUUCUACGAGUCGGACCCAGUGAAAGUGCUGGACAUCCUCUGGGUCAGCACGUACGUCUUUGCGGUGGUGUACGCGGCUGCUGAUGGAUCCCUGGAGACCUCCCCCCAGCUCGUCAUGGUCUUGCUUCCGAAAAAGGAGGAGAGGCGAGGAGAACGCUUCCUGAACUUCACGGAGACCUGCUACAGCAGCUGCAACGAGCGGCAGCACCACUUCUUCAUGAAUUACAUCGAUGACUGGAACGUUCUUCUCGGGGCAUCGGCGGCUUCCAUAGAAGUCAGUGUGAUUGCCAGGCUGUCUGAUCAGAGCCUGUGGGAGCUGUGGUUACUGGAAGACUCCAGCCGAGCAGAGCUGCCGGUGACUGAUAACAGCGAGGACACGCUGCCCAUGGGGGUUGUGGUCUCCUACACCAGCCAGCUGAGCGUCUUUAUCAGUGAGGAGAAGAUUUUGCCCCCCACUCCGGUCCUUCUGCUGCUUUCCACCGACGGGGUCCUUUGUCCCUUUCACAUGAUUAACUCCAACGAAGGAUCAAAGUCUUUGACGGUAAUACCGGAGCGAAUUCCUGCGGCGGGAGAACGACUCGUUAAAGCUGCAGCGUCCUUCUCCGCCGCUCCCGGACCCGCCGUUGCUAACCCUCCUCCACUUGGUGCAGUUAGCGGCAGUGCUACUAAUGCAUCUUUUGCUGGGCUCCCUGGAAAAUCGACUGCCCCGACCUUCGGCCUCCCGAUAAAUCCUCCGGCUCCUGCCUUCGCCGUGCCCGCUGCUAAUGUGUCUGUGAAAUCUCCAGCCGCUGCCCCUGCUUUCCCGCUGCCCGCUGUUACUGGCUCUACAAAACCCACCGCGGCCGCCUUCAGCUUCUCCGCUACCCUCCCCGGGAAGCCUCAGUCUACUUCUGCUUUCACCCUGUCUUCCUCCAGCCUCCCUAACAACCCUCAGACGGCUCCCUUCGGUUUCGGCAUGCCUGCUAAUUUUUCUUUCAACCCUCAGGACAGUUCAUUUGCAGGCCGACCUCAGUCCUCGCCCGCUUUUAGUGUCCCCUCUGCCAGCCUUCCUGUACCCGCCCCAGCCAGCUCUUUUUCUGCUUUGUUUGGUGCUUCAGUCGGAGCCCCAAGCUUUCACAAGCCGCCAGGGGCCCCAGUGUCUUCCUUCACCUCGGAGCUGCCUGGAGGCGCUUUUGGGGCAGCAACGUCAAACUCUGAAAACUCUGGUAGUUCUACCCAAGCUGCAGAAUCCGGUGCCCAACCAGCGCCAUCCUCUGUCCGGGUGAACCUGAAGGACAAAUUUGGUGCAGUGGACAGCGCUCAGCCUAAGCCAAGCUUCGCCCCAAGCGCUCCAGGCUUCUCCUUUGCCCCUCCAGCCAAGACCACAACCCCGACAGCUCUGGGAGGCAACGUUCCCAUGUCCGCUCCAUCCCAAUCCACGGGGACUCACAGCAGGCCGUUUUCUGCUGUCUCGCAGUCAGGACAGAGCGCUCCCCCACAACCAGCGAUGGCCCAGAAGACAGCUCGGGUAUUACCAGGGGCAGCAAAGCAAGCACCACCUCAGCCGGUGGUGAGUGGAUCGUUUGAUAAAUCCGUGGACAGUAAAGAUCCUAUUCACAAUGGAAUUAAAGAGGAGAUUGCUCACUUUCAGAAGGAGCUGGAUGACCUCAAGUUGCGGACGGCGAAGGCUUGCUUUACCGUAGGGACGGAGGAUGAGAUGAGGCAGCUGAGGACCGAGUGUGAUGAUCUCCAUUCCUUCCUUCUGGAAAUCCAGGAAACCACUAAGUCGCACCAUGGAGAUAUCGGCUGUCUGAAAACUACCGUUCUGGAAGGAUUGGCCAAUGCUGAGAGUGCGCUAGAGCAAAAGGAGCGGUUAAGUGACCCUGUAUACCGCCGUCUUUUAUAUAAGAAGCCCCUGGACCCCAAGAGCGAGGCCCAGAUGCAGGAGAUUCGCAGGCUCCACCAGUACGUAAGGAAUGAAGUUCAAGGCGUGAGCGAUGUCCUGGACCUGGAGUGGGACCGCUUUGUGGAAUCCGAGAGAAAACAAAAGGGAUAUGCCGUAUCGGACCGCGAGACGCUGUUUAAUACCCUGGCUAAUAACCGGGAGAUCAUCAACCAGCAGCGGCAGCGUCUGAACCAGCUGAUGGACAGUCUGUACCACCUGCGUCUCUACAACUGCACCUCGAAGUGGAAAGUGACGAGCGACGAAUCCUCCUACUGCAGCCACGAUGUGGAGAUAGAAAGCCUACAGGACACUCUGUCAAAGACCAUGAUAGAUACCACGAUCAAGCUGGCGCCGAAGCUUCCACCCAAGUUAUCUCCAGUGAAGCAGAAUCAACUUAGAAAUUUCCUCACUAAGCGGAAGGUGCCGCCGGUUAGAUCGCUCGCUCCAGCCAACCUCUGCCGCUCCUCCUUCUUGAACCCAAGUUACAUAGAAGAUCCGGACGACGUCAGUUCUUCAUCUUCCCUGUCAGAAGCGACAGAUACUCAGGGGGGACUGUCAGAGCCAGUAAGACGGGAGACUCCACCGCCGGAGCCCUCCCCUGUGCGAGCCGUGCGUCACGCCCCUGUUACACGCACAGUCUCCCUGCAGCCAGGAUUUGUGACACCAGCUCCUCAGCUUGGAAAGGUUCAGCUGAGCUCUGGACCCUUCACCAGCACUCCUAUGGUAUCUGUGUCUUCAAUGAGUGUCAUCCCGCAAGGAGCCGACAGCACAAUGCUAGCCACCAAGACCGUGAAGCACGGAGCACCGACCGUCCCUGCAGCACAAGCAGCAGCCAACGCCGCCAUGAGGAGGCAGCAGGUGACCAGCCUGGCGCCAGCCGCACUCACUGAAUCCACCUUGCAAACUGUACCCAAAGUAGUGAAUGUGAAAGAACUGAAAGGGAAUGGGCCCGGACCGAACAUUCAAUUAGUCAUGGCGCCCACCAACCCGCAGUCCGUCGCUCAUGCUAAUAACCAGGCAAACAAAGCUGCCGCAGUCCAGGCUAAACAGGUUCCUCCCUCUGGCGGGUUGAAAGUUGCUCAGGCUCCAUCUGGCGCUCCCCAGCCAGGACCAGGGUUGGCACCCAGCAGGGUGAUGGGCCCCGCAGCCCCUUCAUCUUCCAACAUGGCAGCCGGUGCCCCUGGCAACAAAGGGUUCCAGUUUUCUUCUCCCAGUAUGUUCCCUGUCAUCGCCGCCGCCACCACGUCAGCACCCACCUCCACUUUCGGAAGCUUCGCCCCAGGAAAGGAGUCUCAUCAGCCUCCAGGUUUUACGGGUGCUCCCGGGAUCAAGGCUCCCUUUGCCUCUGGGUCGGAGACGUCUAUCUCAUUCUUGUCAUGUCUGCCGCCAUCUUCUUCAGUUGAACCUAUCACUCCUGCCCCUCACCUGCAGCACAAGGAUACCACCCAGCCUGCAAACUUCAUGAGUGCGGGAGGAAUGAAGCAGCAGCUUGUCUCUCCGCCCAAUAUGUCACCUUCCAUCUUGUCUGUGAUGCCACCAUCUCUAGCCCCUGCUGAUUCCUCCACCAGCGCUAAGCCAGCAUCACUGCAGGUACCAGUUGCUACGUCUGCAGCCUCAGCCACAUCCCCUGCGGGGGAGACUCUAGGAAGCUUUUCUGGACUAAGGGUUGGUCAAGUCGAGGAUGUAUCCAAAGCUGCCCCAUCUGCACCGCAAGGUGUCAGCUCCAUGGUCAGUUCUUCAAAGCCUGGAGAUCCAGCUUCAACUGCAGGUGCCUCUUCUGUGUUGAAUGUCCCAUUAUUGGCCGGGAUAUUUAACCAAGGCGUCAAGUCUGGCUUCUCUUUUAUGGCACCAGCCGGCUCAGCUCCUCCAGCCAGCGGUGCGCCCUCAGCCGUACAAGCUUCAGUAGCGUUUGGUUUCAUGCCUACUAUAACUGCGGCCCAGACACUUGCUGCUCCAAUACCGGUGCCUUCUCCAGCUCCUGGAGCGUUUAGCUUAGAUGUUAAACAGGCAGCGGGACCUGAAAAAUCUGUUCCUGACUCUUUUGCUCCUUCUCAGUUGCAAGCACUUUUGGCUCAGCCAAGCGAGGGGGGUAAAGAAGCAGCACCAAGCCCAGCAGGUGACAGCACUGUGUCGACACCUGUGGCUGCCGCCUCUAUACCUGCUGCAGACCCAAAGACAUUGACUGUUCCCGUGUCCACAUUUCCAGCCACCGUAAACUUGGGGCAAAAUGCAGCCACCACUUCCACACCAGCAGUGGUUAGCCCUCUGACUGCUCCUGCCAGCACCAGUCUAUCUUCUCCAGCUUUGGUCACUGCAGCUUCUUCAGGUGCACCCAGCACACAAGUCCCUUCAGGAGAAGGAGCCACCACUCCAGCUCCUGCAUUUGUCCAGCCACCAGCUUCUGCAGCCCCCCCAGUCUUUGGUCAGAGCCCGGCACCUGCUUCAGCCCCUCUUCUGUUUGGUCAGCAGAGUAGCACCUCAACCACCACCUCUGAGUCUACCGCUCUGGCCUCUGCUUUUGGUUCCUCAGCAUUUGGGGUGACCGAAGGAAGUGCAGGUUUCGGACAGCCGGCGUUUGGUCAGGCCGGGUCUUUCUGGCAAACCUCUCCCAGCUCUGCCAAUGGCUUUUCCUUCAAACCAUCCAACUUUGCGUCACAGCUGACCUUCAGCCAGACUCCCACCACUACUGCUGCAGGUAGUAGCAGCGGCGGGGGGCUGUUUGGGAGUUCUGCGACUACUAGCAGUGCAAAUGCAUUCUCCUUCGCACCGCAGUCCGGCAGCAGUACCUCCACGGCUGGAGGAGGUCUCUUUGGACAGAGCAGUGCUGCAGCGUUUGGGCAGGGCCCCUCCACCUUUGGUCAGACGACACCAGCCUUUGGCAGUGCGGGCUCCUCGGCUACAACUACGACGUCGUCUUCGGUGUUCGGCUUUGCACAGUCUGCAGGAUUUCCGUCAAGUUCUUCAGGAUCCAUAUUUGGCCAGUCUCAGAACACCGGUCCAAGUCUCUUCGCACAGUCCUCGUCCUCCUCCGGGAGCCUGUUUGGUGCAAGCAGCGGUGCUAGCGGAAGUGGGGGCUUCUUCAGUGGUCUUGGAGGCAAACCCAGCCAAGAAGCGGCUAACAAGAAUCCCUUCGGAUCAGCCGAUGCAGCGUUUGGCGCCUCCGGCUCCUCCAACGCCAGCAGCCUGUUUGGUAACAGCGGGGCCAAGUCUUUUAGCUUUGGUGGCGGCUCAACAAUUGGAGAGCAGAAGUCAGGAACGUUUAGCGCUGGAGGAAGUGUGGCCUCUCAGGGGUUCGGGUUCUCCAGUCCCAGCAAAACCGGUGGGUUCGGCGCUGCUCCGGUGUUUGGCAGCCCUCCAACCUUUGGGGGAUCCCCUGGAUUUGGAGGGACGCCAACAUUCGGCACAGCCCAAAGCUUUUCUAGCCCUCUGGGCUCGACUAGUGGCAGAGUGUUCGGGGAAGGUACGGCGGCCGCUACCACGGGAGGAUUCGGGUUUGGAAGCGGUGGCUCCUCGUUCGGCAGCAUGGCCACUCAGAAUGCCCCAUCCUUUGGCGUCCUCUCUCAGCAGGGCAGUGGCUUUGGCAGCCAAAGUAGCGGCUUUGGGUUUGGUCCUGGCAGCAGCGGGCCAGCGCCUGGAAGCAGCGGAGGUUUCUCAUUUGGCGCCACAAACCAGUCUUCAUCAGCAUUCGGCGGAGGCUGGAGGGGCUGAGAGAACCAAGACGUGCAAGAGGAAGAUGACUCGUUUCCUUUGGUUUCUGUUUUUGCUUCUUCACAGCGCCGCCCCCCCUCAGUGGAUAUGUUCUGCAUUUGUAACCCCCCCCCCCCCCCUCCAAAUCAUCUGUUACAACAUGUUUUACUGAGGACUUUCCAUGUUUAUUAAAUGGUUUCCUUUACUUAUUAUAUUAAAGUAGAAUUGUCUUUU